Molecule: messenger RNA, 3314 nt
Organism: Acanthopagrus latus (yellowfin seabream)
Lineage: Eukaryota; Metazoa; Chordata; Actinopteri; Spariformes; Sparidae
Product: sestrin-3
Exons: 9
Coding region: 16-1506 (496 amino acids)
Biological process (GO): positive regulation of macroautophagy; cellular response to L-leucine; regulation of response to reactive oxygen species
Cellular component (GO): nucleus
Molecular function (GO): L-leucine binding; oxidoreductase activity, acting on peroxide as acceptor
Source: RefSeq, a predicted model, not a curated record
GGGUUUAUUACCUAGAUGUUCGGCCCAGUGAAGUCCAGUGUGGGCAGUGGAGUCACAGACUGUGUCCUGUGUGGGCGCUGGGUUCCCUGUAUGAUACACAAGCCUGUUAUUUCAGCUUUAACUGGUCUAACAACAGUAACCUUUUGCUUGAUUAAUCCUCAGACGUACAUUUUGUCUUCUUGCCUCAAACAAAAGGGAGCAAAAGCAAAGCCUUCGUGGAGGAGUUAUUGUCUGGAGGUGAUGGUGAACGGUGAGAAGGAGCGAGUGUCACUGCUGUUCAUGAAGGCUCUGGUCAGCACGGGGAGCGUGGACGCCUUGUCCCAGCAGAUGGCCUCUCACCCUCAGUACUUGGAGAGCUUCCUGCGCACACAGCACUACAUCCUGCACAUGGACGGCCCCCUGCCGCUGCAUUACCGCCAUUACAUUGCCAUCAUGGCUGCAGCACGCCAUCACUGUAACUACCUGGUGUACCUGCACUCAGCCCAGUUUCUGAGGGUGGGUGGGGACCCUCUGUGGUUGCAGGGUUUGGAGGCGGCACCUCCUCGCCUUCGUCUUCUCGACCACAUCAACAAGGUGCUGGCCCACCAACCAUGGCUCACUGCCUGCUCACACAUCCAGACGCUGCUGAAGGCGGGCGAGCAGUGCUGGUCGCUGGCUGAGCUGGUGCAGGCCGUGGUGAUCUUGGCCCACUGCCACUCCCUCUGCAGCUUUGUGUUUGGAUGCGACACAGACUCAGACUUUGUCCCGCUCACCAAAUCUCCUAACGGUACUCCGCCGACCUUCUGCCCCUUCGAUGCUGCCAACGGCAACGCCAAUGUGCCUCAGUCUCUUGCCACUCCCUCGGAACACAUAACACGACGACGGUCUCUGGACUCCAGCUGUGACAUCGUUUGCCUGAAGGAGAGGAUUCAGAAGUCCCAGGAGGAGCGCGAGAAGAGAGAAGAGCGUCUGCUGCAGACACAAACACUCCAGCAAACAGAUAUGGAAGAAGAGGAGGAGAUUAUUUGCUUCGCAGACCCGACACGUUUCAGCACAGACCCCGACUUCUGCUAUCAGGAAUUCACCCGAAGAGAGGAGGACCACUUUCAAGUGUUUAGAGUUCAGGACUAUUCAUGGGAGGACCAUGGCUUCUCCUUAGUUAACCGUUUGUAUUCGGAUAUCGGGCACCUCUUGGACGACCGAUUCAGGAGCGUGACCACCCUCCCCUCGUUGCACAGCCCCGACCUGAAAAGGGCAAUCUGGAAUUACAUCCAUUGUGUGUUAGGAAUACGGUAUGACGAUUAUGAUUACGGAGAGGUGAACCAGCUGCUGGAGCGGGAUUUAAAGUUGUACAUCAAGGCUGUGGCCUGUUGUCCAGAUGCCACCAAAACUCCAGUGUGUCCACUAGGCUGGACUCCACUAAAAACUUCAGAGCGGAUACACGUGAAUUUACUAAUCAUGGAGGCCCGGCUGCAGGCUGAGAUGUUAUACGCUCUGAGAGCCAUCACUCAGUACAUGAUUGCCUAAGUGCUCACAGAGGCACAAAGCUAAACUUUCCGCCGGUACAGAGCGACCCAGAGACACGGGGAUGAAGAAAUCUGAAAAGCAGGCACUUAAAAAGACACAGAGCUGCGUCGUUUUGUCGCUGUGCCUCAUGAAUGUGCUUUUCUUUUUCUCCAGUUUAAUGUAUUUAUACCAUAGUGUGCCACAACUCCCCGCCCCCUCCUCGGCCCCUCUGCAGAUUCUUGUUGUGAAGUCCUCUUAUCAAACAUCUCGGCUCUCAAAGGUUAUGUGCAAUUAUGACUAGAGUUGUUUUAAUUUUUACCUGUUGGUUUGUUCCAGCUCAGUCUGUGAGAAACUGCUUGGUUGUAGCAGUGUGUUACCAAUACUCUCCUUUUUAGUCUCCUUUUGUAUUAACUCUGGGCCCCCCCCCCCCCCCCAAAAAAAACACAUUUUUUUUGUACAAGUUGAAUGUUAAUGGGAGACCAGGGCUCCUGUUUGUUUUUUUUUCCUUUUUUUGGACAAUCCUUGUCAGUGUUGAAGGAGGACAUUAAGGAACGUGAAGUACGACAGUUUUUCUCUCCCUAACAUUUCGUAUUAAUGCUGGUCAAGAACAACAACACAACAGUGACACUGCUGGAAGUUAUCGCAUCACUAUAGUUUCUUUUAAUAAGCACUUUUUUAAACUUUAUAUAUUUAUAAUGCAAGGUAGCUGAUUAGUCGACAUGAAGACGCACAGUGUGUGGGUCGGACGCCUUUCUUCUCCACUGUACGACGUGUAACGAAGAUUUUUAGACGGUUUGUCCUCAAACCUUCAGACUCUGCUUCUGUUCUCAACCCCAGAUUUGUGUGUGAUGUAACUUUAUCCAAUAUAUUUCAGUGAACUAUUGGAAGGAUUUUGAAGGUAAUGGUAAAGGCAAUGUUUGCAACAAAAAAAAACAAUUGUAACUAAACUAAAGAGGGCUGUGUCCUACGGUGAAGAUUAAGCUGAGCCACUCACCGAAUGAUUUUGUCUUUUUGUACCGACGUGCUUCAGAAAUGAUCAAAUCAGAGACUGAAUCAGACCAAAGGUCAUUCAAAAACUUUUCACAGAGAAGUGACGAAUUAGAUAGAUGACAGAGAAGUAGACCUGCGCGGGUCAUGAGUUCAGAUUUUUUGCUCAGAGCUUUGUGUUAAAGCUUUUUUUGUGAGCUGUAUCAAAGCUGAUUAUCAAGUCAAAAUCCACGGUACAAUUUGCAAAGCAGAACAAUGUGCAAACUAGUUGUUAAAUCUUGUAUCUUUUCUGUCUUUUUUUUUUUUUUUUAAUUUUUACAGUUUUUGUAAACUCUAGAGUACUUUUGUUUGUGUUGUCUCUGGGUGUGACAGUAGGACCUGCUUGUUGUACUGCAGCCUGGGUAGAUGUAGAGGUGUGACAGACUGUUUAGAGUUAGACUUCAGUAACUGCGGGACGUAGAUAAGAAACAGAAGUGCAUAUCGACAAAAGCAAAAGCGCUGUUAACACAGGUGCCUUCAGGCUAAAACUGGAGUGCUGCUGAAGUGGAGGGAUGUGACUACUGGAAGCUGAAUGUGAGCUUUAGUUGCAGCCGGGGAACACUGACAACUACAAGACUCGCGGCUGUUCCUACAAGAGAGGGAACUGUCACGUCUCGGUGUCGGUCAGCACCGUUUCUGAUGAACGUGACAGCUCGUGUUUUCUAUCAGACACCUUCUACAAGCCCCAGCAACUCGGCAAGAGCCUUUGACACAGAUGGAUGUGAAAAAAUGUUCAACUUGAGCAGAUUUUUAAAAAAAAUAAUAAAAAAAAAGGACAUUUAUUUAAAAAAAAAAAAAAAAAA